Caenorhabditis briggsae is the source of this 969-nucleotide messenger RNA. Lineage: Eukaryota; Metazoa; Nematoda; Chromadorea; Rhabditida; Rhabditidae. The record is from RefSeq and is a predicted model, not a curated record. The coding region runs from base 1 to 969 and encodes 322 amino acids. The transcript is spliced from 5 exons.
AUGGAGACUACCACCUUCGUAGCUUCUGUCUUAGGAUUGGUAUCAUUUUUCGGAGUCGCAUUCAACUGGACAGUGGUUAUUGCAAAUCGACAAAUCCCAUCAUCCAAACAUUCUUUCGGAAUAUUGACUGCGUACCAAGCAUUUGGAGAUGCCAUUCAUUCCACCAUAUUUUUCUUUUUUGUCUGCCCAACUAUCUAUUUAAACAACGAAUUUCUCAUGAAUCAUCUACAUUAUGCUGGUUACUGGCUAAUGUUCGGCUACGAACUCUCAACACAGUCUCAUCUUCUCAUAUCCUUUAACAGAUUUUGUGCAGUUUUUUAUCCUACAAAGUACUUCACAAUCUUCAGCAUCCGUAAUACUCAUCGUGUUGCAACAGUGCUAAUUCUAUUUUCCUUGACAUACACGUUUGCAAAUUAUUUCAUGGGGUGCACACUGAACUGGUAUAAAGAAGUCUUCCUCUUCAAUUUCCCACCUAUCGAGUUCUGCCUCAUUUUUGUGUUUUACACCGAUUUUUGCAAGUUUUUGUUUACCAUUUUACUGGUAGUCAUCAUUGAUGUCCUAACAGUUUUCCGUGUUCACCAACUCAGAAAAAAGGUUCUGUGGUUAAAAAAAAUAUUUGUCUCGGGAAGUUUUUGUUUUCAGAUUCGAGGUACUACAGCUUCAGCAGAUGCAAGGGCAGCAGCACAAAGAUCUCGAGAAAUGAGUUUUCUAAAGCAGACAUGUGCACAAGGAUCCAUCUUCACAUGUGAACUCAUAACAUAUUUUAUUUUGUCUCCAAUGAUUAAAAAUCAGUGGCUUCUAUUCUUAAGUACCUCAUUUGCUUGGGUAUCUGUACACGCUCUCGAUGGGUUCGUAACCCUUAUGUUCAACCAAGACAUGCGAAAGUUCAUCAAGAAGUCAAUUCUUCGGAAGCCAAUUCCGCAUGACCUUGCUUCCAAAAUCAGCUCAACUCGUACACAACUUAAUUAA